Messenger RNA from Pomacea canaliculata, 2687 nucleotides. RefSeq names its product thyrotropin-releasing hormone receptor-like. Gene Ontology annotation, biological process: G protein-coupled receptor signaling pathway. Gene Ontology annotation, cellular component: plasma membrane. The transcript has 3 exons. Bases 192 to 1424 code for a protein of 410 amino acids. The record is from RefSeq and is a predicted model, not a curated record. NCBI's taxonomy places the organism in Eukaryota, Metazoa, Mollusca, Gastropoda, Architaenioglossa, Ampullariidae. Gene Ontology annotation, molecular function: G protein-coupled receptor activity.
UGGAGCUUGUUUCCAGCGAAAACGAACAAUUUUUUAAAGGAAAUGAACAUCGAAGCAGCGUAAAAAUAAACCACUCAGCGAAAGAAAAAAACAAAACAAAACAGAAGACAAGAGAGGAAGAUGAAGCCAUAAGAGCCAAGAGAGACUGACUUUCGUGAUAAUAGAAGGGUUUGCUCACGUGUGAGUGGCUGAUGGGAUGCAAGGUCUUUCCCUUUUUUGAACCACUUCAUCGCGUCCUCUCCUGGUUCUGUCACGAUUCCGUUGCGUCGCUCUCACGUCGUCUCUACGUUGCCGCCACGUCUCGGUUACGUCUCCUGUACGUCGCCGUCACGUCGCUGUUGAUGAAGAUGAGCCUGGACACACUCAUUGACUUGGAUGCACUCCUUCCUUUCGGCAAUGCGUCUGAUGCUUCCAAUUUCUAUCUGCUAAACGCUACGCAACAUCCACUGGUGCGGCUUGUAACGGCCAUCAAUCUCUACCUGAUCCCGGUCAUCAGCUGUGUGGGGCUGGCGGGAGGGAUCUGCUCUUUCGUCAUCCUCCUCUUCACCACCUUCCAGUUCCAGCCGUGCUCUCACUACCUGGCGGUCCUCACCAUCUCCGACACCAGCUUCCUGGCCGCGCUGCUCCUCGGAUGGCUCACUUCCCUCCACCCCGACAUGGCCAGCAACCCCGGGUACUGCCAGGUGAUGGUGUACAUGACCUACACCUGCAGCUUCUUGUCCGUCUGGUACCUGGUGCUGCUGAUGGUCGAGCGCUACAUCGUCGUCUGCCACCCGCUGCGCGCACCAGUCCUGUGCACCAAGCGCCACGCAUGGGUGGCCAUCGGGGUGGUGACGACCUUUGCCCUCGUGCUCUACCUCCACAGCUUCUUCACCACGGACGCUGCCGCCGUCACUACCCUCCACCCGGCCUGCGAGCAGAAGGCGCCCUACCUGCAUUUCCUUGCCCUCUUCUCCUACGCUGACAUCCUCAUCACGUUCAUCGUCCCCUUCACCACCAUCCUGGUCCUCAACACGAGAGUCAUCCUGGCGUUGCGCAGCUUCCGCCGACGUCACCAACCCCUGCCGCAGCAACCACAGCAGUACGCCGCCAGCAACCUCCUCCUGGAGCGGCACGUGCACCAAGCACACAUGUGCGUCGUGUCGCAAGCGCAGGUGCGCGCCACCAAGAUGCUGGUGUGGGUGGCCACCGUCUUUCUCGUGCUGUACCUUCCCAGCCACGCCCUGCGCCUGUACAUCCUGUUGCGCAUGCUCACAGAGGAGCCGACGGUGUACAGCCAGGAGCUGAUGCUGGCCCAGCAGAUCUGCCAGUUCUUCUACUACAUCAACUUCGCCGUCGACUUCUUCGUCUUCAGCGUCACCAGCCGCAGUUUCCGUCGGAGCAUCUCGCGGCUCAUCAAACGGCUUCGCCACAGCGAUUACUGAGCCUCCUGUGAACUUGACUCUCGAGCCCCUCCGCUCACCCUCCAUGUCGACCCCUUCAUAAACCUCUUAUCAGCUUUUACUGAUGCUGACAGCAUCCUUCAUAGAUUGUUUGCUAAUCCACGGAACGACGGUGUUAAAAUGUGAACAGACAUGUUGAGCGGACAGACAAUACAUUCACGGUAUUUAUGUAUCAAACAUUAUGCGAGUGCAAGAUGUCAGGAAAAUAAUGGUUGAGUAACCUGUCGAGGCUGGAAUAUUCUCCAUGUUUUAAUAUCCUGCUUCAUUAUAUUAAUAGAUAUUUUUUACAUUAUUCAUCCCGAUGUUGGGGAUGUGGCACUUGUUCACAGAUGAUUUCUCUUUAUUUCGCCUCCUCCUCCCUUCUUUUCUAUCCAGCGAUUUGUUUUCUUCACGGCCCCACCCACCUACCCUCUCAAGUUUUACCUUCGAGAUGUCACAGAAAUGUUCUGGAUGAGUUUCCGUUUCAAUGAAGUUAUUUUUGUCGUGUGUUUUAACGUUCGAACUUAUUUUGAAUUUUCACUCGAAAAUGAUGAUUCCUAACCGGUUCUUUUUCGGUGAGAAAUGUGGAAAGAGAGAAGAACGAAAAAAGUUGCAAGAGGGAAUGAACUGAGUCUGUGUUCUAAGAGUUGUAUGCAGUAGAAAGAGUGAGAGAAGGGAAGAACAAUAUGGCGUUGAUACUGUUAUGGUCGAUUUGUUCUGCAUGAAAAAAACUGUCAUAGAAGAUUGUUUGUUGUUUUUUUUUCUUCCCACCAAUUUAGAAACUAUAAGUAUAUCGCUACCAAAAAGUUCAGCCCUUUAAACGGGUACCAAAUUUAGAGAAAAAAAUGCUUAUGUCCCUGGCGAGAUUCGAACGGCUGAUCCACAUGUAUACGAUACCUGGCAGGAUGGGUUCUCAUGGUAUGUGUUAGCUUACGUCCAAGAAAGAUAAGGGUGGGUAGCUGGGUGGAUGUUAGUGAGUGAAUGAGUAAGACGCCAACCUUUUACGGCGUCUCAUUUUAACACCUUUCACAGGAGAUGUUGUUUUGACAAUUAGCCAAAAAACUGUAGCCUUUAGUUUUCCCCACAAGAGAAAAUAUAAUAAGGCUUGAGAAAUAGCUAUGUCAAAAAUAAAAUAGCGAUGUUAGGUUAUAUACCAAAUGCCAAUAUUUAAAGCUUGAUGAAACCAAUAAUCAUCUUACCUCUAGGCUACGUUAAUGAGCACUUUGCCUUUCAUGUUUGUCAUAAUUUGAAUACAAAUAAAUUUUC